UAGGAAGUAAAAAAAAAAGUGCCGUAUGGGAGAAUAUAACGACUGAAACGCUUAACAAUUUUUCUUUUUAGGGGUAAAAAAAGCUUAAAAUUUUAACACCUUACGAAAUAGCAAAGCUUGCAAGGAAGAUAAGAGUCGGGGAGGAUAUGGCUUGCAAGGAACACAAUUUAUGUUUCAAGUCACGCGAUAUUUUGCUUACAUUAGUGAUUAGACCAAUCAAAAAGCCAUAUUGUUUUAUUCCUGUUAACUGCAAUAUAUCAGCCAAACACGCGAACUAGGCCGCGUUCGCGUUGAUAAAUAACGUUAAGUCUCAGCUUAUAAUCGUUAUCAUACAGCAAAUUAUACCAAAAGUUGAUAAUUUUUGUGUAUAAGAAGAUCAAAGUUGGAGUUUUUUCAUAAUACGGAUGAGAAACAAGGUAGGAUCAUACAAUAUGCGCGGUUUGAUCGAGCUUCUUCAACUCUGUAGAUCGAAAACACAAAACGUAUUGGUGAAAAAUGCUGUUUUUGCUACAUCUAGGCCAAGAAUUGGAGAUAAUAAUAAUGGUUUAUCCAAGAUGCAAUUAGCUGAUCGAGCGAGAUUUGUUCAUGAAGAUGAUGCCGCUACUUCUGGUACAACGGGAAGUGAUGGGAUCCCAACGCCGGCUCGACCGCCAUCUCCAACUCGUCCACCAUCGCCAGCUGGCCGCGUCCCAUGGAUAAAAAUGGUUUUUGGCUCUGUGUUUUCUCUACUCCUAGCAUUUUGGGCACCUAAAUGGACAACUUUACUAAGAAUAGGAGGGGAGGCGGAAGUGGUGCUGAAAGAAGUGGAACAAACGGCGGAAAUAGUGGAAAAAGUGGCAACUGUGGUGGAGAAGCUAUCAGAAGACGUGGCCAAUCAUCUUCCAGAUGAUAACAAGUUUAAGAAAACUGUUUUGGUUGUUGAGCAUAUUUCCCAAGAGGCAGCUAAAGAUGCAUACAUAGCCGAAAAUUUAAUACACAAGGUGGAAGUGGUGAAGCAAGAUCUUGAAGAUGUAGGAGAAACAGUUGAGCCCAUUAAUGAAAAGAUUGUACGUGAUGUCAAGUCUAGUGAAGGUGUUAGCAACAAUAAUUUGUAGAAUAUGCUAACAAAGUAACAAGGGAAUGUAAUAGCAGCACGGGAUAAUAAUUAAAUGAAAUCCCCGUUGCUCUUUAGACUUUGGACACAAUGUUUAUAAUUGGUUGAUAGUAAUAUUUUGCUAUAUCAACUGUAUGAUAAGUUAAAUAUUUUUUUUUUCCUUAGAUAAAUUAUGGUUUUACUUUGA
Beta vulgaris subsp. vulgaris (sugar beet) is the source of this 1280-nucleotide messenger RNA. RefSeq lists its product as uncharacterized. NCBI's taxonomy places the organism in Eukaryota, Viridiplantae, Streptophyta, Magnoliopsida, Caryophyllales, Amaranthaceae. The transcript is spliced from 5 exons. The coding region runs from base 405 to 1094 and encodes 229 amino acids. The record is from RefSeq and is a predicted model, not a curated record.